UGAAUAGUUUUACAUUUCUUCUCCAGUGAGAAUCAGUUCAACUUCAGUCUUCAGCUUCUGGAGAGUGAAUUGAACCUGGGGGGACAGCAUCGUGUGAUGGAAAAUGGCACUACCUCGGGAGAUAUUCAUGCACAGAUUCUGUUGCCUUCUGGUGAAUCCAUCUCCUCAAACAUAAGCCUUAGCUAUGUCAAGAUAGAAAAUGAGGAUGUCAUAUUGGUAUCUGCAAGCCAUGAGGAAAAUACAGUUGAAUGCCAGUUGCGGGUGAGUCAUGGUGGUCUGCUUGCUGAAGAGAAAGCUGGUGUCAACUUUACUCUCAUUACACCACAUCCUGACUUCCAAAAACUUGGAAUCGUUUUCUAUAAAUCUGGGAGUGCUCAUAACCGUUAUUCAGCACAGAUGGAGUUUGACAAAUUUAAGAUUCUAGGAGAUGUCCAUCUAGGUUAUCCAUCCAACAUGUUGGUCAAGCUGGAAUACCAAGGUGGGGAGGAAUGUUCAUCUCUCCUCCAUCUUGAGCAUACCCAAAGUGAACACCAGUACUUGAGCAUAGUCAAUGUAACUCUUACUCAGGCCAGCAAGCCUUGGGAGUUGGUCUUGAACACUUCUCUUGAUCACUCCAGUUACCAACACUUUUUGGAUACCAGAAUAAAUAUCCAGGCUCCUGUGAUGUCCAGUCCCUUCAACUUCCAGGGUAUGUACAAUGUGACAGAAAACCAGGUGCAACUUGAGCUUGAGAUUGGCCUGGAGAGGAAUAUAUCUAUUUUGUACCAUGGGAAAAAAGAACUGUCAUGGAAGAGACACCUUCUCAGUGGCCUUUGGAAGGUUGAGGCCACAUGGAUAGAACCAAUGUCUGUCAAUAUGACUUAUGAUCACACUUUGGAUGGCAUUAAUAUCAAUGUAGUCUUUGAGUCAGAGGAAGAUUACAUAGACUCAUGGAGUGCUGAGUUCAGCAGUGAAUAUUCUUCAGCUGAAAACAUCAAGGCUAAUUUCUUCCUCACUCAUGAUGACCUCCAAAUUACGAUGCAAGCAGUACAUAACCAGUUUGAAAGUAACUGGAAACAGGAGCUUGAGGGAUCAAUCAACACUUUCACAGUGACGUACAACACAAAUGUAGAGUGGAAUGAGUACUUAGUUCCAACUAAAGCUAAAGGAAGCUUAUCUCUCUUUAACUUCUUAGACCACAGCUUAGACCUGUCUCUCUCCCACACUGAGGAAUCUUCAAUGCACAUAUCUGAGGUUCAUGGUACAUUUGAUGACUACAGCUUUGACUUGGAGCAUAAGCUGGAACCAAAAGAAUCUGAGGAGGGAUGGCAGGAUCACUUGCAUGUUACUUUGAGAGAUGUUGGUGAAUCUACUGGUGGCAUUAGCCUCACAGCAAACACUCAUGGGAAUUGGUCAUCUGUAAAUUCCUCCCUCAAGUUUGAAUCUCCUUGGUCUGAUGUCUUCAGUGCUGAUUUUAUGAUACAAAAUAUGGACUCAUUGUCAAGUGUUACGUUGAAUUCUUUUUAUGGUGGUGAAUCUCUCUUGUCAACCGACAUUGUGUAUUACUGCUGGGAAUCUUGGAUGAAGUCAGAUUUAAAAGUCAUAGCAAUGUCGUCAUUCUUUGACGAUUUUGAAUUGAAAUUGCAAUAUAACUUUGAUUCUGUAAAUCUUGUAUUUGGAGAAGUGACAUAUGGCCCAGAUGUGCAUGUGCAGCUUGGAAGUUAUCUGAAAGUUAAGGAGACAUGGUUUGAGAAAGAAUUUCAGGCAUAUUCCUUUAAUGCAACGGCAAGAAUUACUAAAUUUGAUAUUAAUUUCAAAAGUAUGGGAGCUGUUGAUUCACACUUCAAUGGAACAUUGAAACUGCAGUGGAAUGAAAAUCAUCUCUCUAUAAAUUCCUCUAUUUUGAAUGGCAAUGUUUUUGAAGCUGAAAUGAAAAGCUCUAAGAUGAACUAUCAGUCAGAGCUAAAAUAUGAGCUUGGAGAUAAAGUAUUGCUCACUCUCAACUUUACUCUUCAGAAAGAAAUGGAAAAUAUAAUAAUUUUCCAAACUAUAGUUGACUCUGUGUACCCAAAGUUCCAUGCUGUGUCCACACUGGAAAUCUUAACAGACCCAACUAAUAAAGUUCAUGGUAAAAUACUUGUAACCGCUGAUGUUACCAAUAUUGACAAAUAUUCCCUUCAGGGAAAACUGGAAAUGAAAUCAAAUCUGCUUGCUGCCAAGGAGUAUGGAGGCUUGUUAAAUCUUGAUCUAAAUUUUGAUAAUGAACUUAACUGGAAAGGUUUAGUUGAGGUUGCAGGCACUGGAGGAGAUUGGGACAUUAAGAGUGGUGUGAACGCUUCCCUUGUAGUAAAUGAAGAUUUGUCUCACUUUGAAUCAGGAGCAAGGCUUCAUCUGAUGUAUGGCAAUGAGAUAUAUAAUUUGAAAGAUGUGAGAGUUUCUCUGGCUGCAGACAACAAUAAUGUAUAUGAGCUGAGAAUGACGCUUCAGCCACACCACACACUUACCCCAAGAUCACUGGCUAUCAUUUACAAUCACCGUUAUGGAGCACUUAAAGGUUUUCUCAAGCUUGGAGAUUCUAGAAAUUAUGAACUUUCCUCACGACUUUCAAGCAGGACAUUUACUGUGGAUGCUCACCAACUGAAUGAAGAUAAUUCCAAGUGGCAGAUAGUUGAAGGAAAUAUCAAUUGGAUAUUAAAGAGGACAAAACAGCUUGUCACUGUAAAUAUGAAAUCUGACAUUUCCUCCAUCUCCAAAAUUACUGGCAAAAUUGUAGUUCAGAAGAAACGAGGCUUGGCUGUCACUGCAACACUGAAAGUCAAUGAUGAUCAGUUUCAUGGUAACUUCCGGCUUAGUACUUUGGGAUCUGGAAGAUUCCGAGUCGAUAUAAAAGUUGAUAAUAGUAUAAUUAAAGUAUUUGAAUCUGAAAUAGCUGUAGAAAUUAGCUAUACACAAAGUAGUUUGAACUUCAAUGUGAAGAUUAGCUUAAAUGAAAAGCCACGCUGGGUUGAAUUAAAUUUCAAGUUGAACAUCAAAGGAUUAUAUUUGAAGUUGAGAACACCUCUUUCAUUCUUGGAGACUUUAAAUAUAACUGUUAGAAGUCCAUCUGAAAUGUCUGGAUGUGAAAUUAUCAUUGAAACUCCUCAGUUUUGUUUGAAUUGGGCUUCUAAAUACGAUGGUGUGCUCGACCUGUCCCUUAGCAUGAGCCUGGACUUACACUGUGAUAAGGAUUUAUUCUUUGACUUCAAUUUUCAAUCUAAAUUUUCAAAAAAUCCGAUUGGGAUUUUUUGUAAACUAAAUGCUGUUGAGUAUGGAUCUCUUUUUAAUUUCAAUACAACUGGUGAUUUGACAUCAAAAGGAAUUGACCUUCAGCUUGAAGCAGAGGUGUACCCUAAUUAUAACAUUGGUUUGUCAUUGGCAUCUCAAGUGGAUGAAGAAAGCUUUCUGAGACUGCGUGUAUAUGAUCUUCCCUCCAAUGGGACGUACUUUAUAUUCAAGACCUUUGUGUCUCCAUCUAAAGCAGAGCUACAGUUUGAGCUCCCUGAAGAAAAAUCUUUCAUUAUCAAAGCUGAUUAUGACUUCCAGAAUCAACCUAAGAAACUCAUCAGCAGUAUUACCAAUUCUAUAUUUGAUUAUGAACUUAAAGCUGAGAUAGAUGGGAAGGCCUCUUUGGAGACUGAAGGAGGAAACAUUGACCUGAGUCUUACUUCAAAUACACCACUUACUCAUUUGAACAUAUCAGGAUCAUACAGUUUCUUGGAAGAAUUGAAAGACUUGAGCUUCAAGAUUUUGACACCCAUUGGUGAUGCAAAUGGAGAAAUACAAGUACUGCAAGAUGAGGGUUUCUUGUCUAUCAAAGCUGACAUGACUUCCAGUCUUCAUACUUUCCACAAAUACCAUUUCAAAGUGACCCACUUAACUGAGAAUGCUGGAGAAAAGCUGACUGCCACCAUAACACAAGAUGAUAUUGAGUACCACAUAAAUAGUUUCAGAAAAGUCACUGAUGAAGGUUCUAAGGGAAAUUUGAAUGUUACCUUACCAUUUAAAGGGUACGAACACUUCAGCUUGAGCUACAAUGAUUCUAAAGAUGGAACAUAUCAAGGAAAGUUAAGUUUGAAAUCUGAAAAUGGAGUGUAUGUGGUAGAGGCAAACCGUGAUCCUAACGAUUUUCUACAUCAUUUGCUUUUCAAUUGGACAAGUUCUGAAAAUGAGUACAUGGGUGCCAUCAAAUAUAGGGCACCUCCUAGUGGUCAUCAGAUUGAAACUAUUUUGAAUAUCCCCGAGAUAGAGGGAGACCCUCUGUGUUUUGUAUUGAAAUUUGACAAAGAUGGAUCAGCUUCUGCCAUGUUUUACAGUCCAUAUGGCCUGGUUGGAGCUGAAGGCUCUCUCAUUUAUUUAGGAAAUACUAUCGUUUCCUCAGUAAUUGUUCACCUGUCACUGUUUGACCUUCCUGAGAUUAACUUCGAUAUGACUAUACCUCUGCAAGUGUCUGAGCGAGGUGAGAUGAAGAUGGUGUGGAUCCUUCCCCAGUGGAGGGCAGAGAUGUGGCUUGUUACUGGUGAGCAACUUAGGACAGGAGAUACUGGCCUUCUGAUAGAAUUAGAUGGUGAGACUACAAUCUACAGCCUGUCUUAUGAUAUUAAGGAUGCUCUUAAACUAAAAGGACAAUUUGAUGACUUGAAUCUAGAGACAACGUGGACUUUAAAAGGAGCACAAAUUUUAAUCUCAGCGGGACACUUUGAAGUGAAAUCCAACUUUCCUGGUUAUGAAGCCAUUGAUGGUUCCUGGGAGGUGGGUUAUAAAAACUGGCAGUAUUAUGGUCAAGCAGCUCUGGAUGUGAAGCAUCGGAAGGUGUUCUCUAUCAGUACCACCCUCGAUACCUUAAGUGAGGGUGCAUCUUAUCAGUGGCAGAAUGUUAGGCUCAACUUGCUGAUUGAAUCACCUUUCACCUCACCUCACCAUCUGCAUGCUGAGUAUCAGCUGCUCAACCCAAAAGUAUUACUCUACUACCAGCAUGGCCUUGACACAUUUAAGAUACAGCUGAAUUCUGAUAUUAGGAGGAAUGCAGCUACAUUGGCAGUAACUGGCAAUAUUCCAGUACAAGGUAUUUCAACCUUUGAUAUAAGCGUUGCAUACAACUUUUUGGAUUCUUACAUUGCAAAUGUUGUCAUAAAAGUAGAAGACUCAACUUUAGAACACAAAUUUGACUUUUCUCCUGACUGGAGGGUAGGCUCAGUGCAGAUGAUCUUUACUUCACCAUUCCUGGAGCCAGGCAGGGCUCAGUUAAGCUGGUCACUUGUUCCAAAUUCAGUCAUCCUGAAAGGAUUCUUUAAUUUAGGAGAACACUCUGGAAAGAUGAAGAUGUCCUUAGAGAAUACAAAAUCUUCUGCUGAUUUUGAUUGUCAUAUAACAACAUCUAUGAAAGAAUUGUCACAAUUUCUUGUCAACCUCUCAUACAAAGUGCCUGGAAUUAACAACUUUGAUGUGUCUCUUGCUGCAAGAAUGAACAAUAAUGGUAUCUUAAUGAAGUCUUCUUUUGACACCAGUGGUGGAAAAAUUAUGUUUAAAUUCAAAGGAACUCUUGAAAUUCUUGGGAAUAGAGGCUCACUAGAGGUGGAUCUGGGACCAAGUGGAGAUGGACACUCUGCAUCAGCUGUAGGAAAAUUCCCUGGGUACGAAAAGUUUUCCAUUGACUUGUACUUUGAUGUGUAUCAGUUGAAACUUAACAGUAUGUAUGAUGCAAGAGAAAUUUUGGUGGUUAGUGCCACUUAUAGUGAAACAAAGAUACAGUUCUUCUGGACAGAAUAUUGGUCCUUAAACUUAACAAGCCAGCUUUUGUCAACAGGCAGAAAACAUGUGUUACGUGUGACAUUCAGUGGCUUUGGUAUUGAUCCAAUCGAGAUGGAGGCAAGUUAUUCCCAGCGACGAAGUCACCUUCUGAAGCUGAGCCUGACUUCUCCCAUGAUAUCAAACUUCAUCCUUCAGCUUCAGUACUCAGGCAACACGAUCACUGUUCAGGCCACAAUUGGUGAGAAGAUUUAUAUCAUGUCAGGGAGGGCAAAUCUCAGGAGACUCCAGUCCAGUUUUGAUGUCCAUUUUGAAUCCUCAGAUGAACCUGAUAAUCCAAUAGUCAUGCAAGCAGAGUAUGAUCUGACAGAUUUCUUCAUGGGUAGGAUGAAGUCCGUUAAAAAUCUCCUCCAGGUAACUCUUGAGUGGGAAGAAAAACUCCAAGUGAAUGUGACAGGUUUACGCAACAACAAUGUGAUCAAGAUUGACAUCAAGACGGAGACUCCACUAAAAAGUCUUCCUCACCUCCAUCUUGGUUUCCAAGGCAAAUUCUUCUUUACAGACUUUGUUGGUUUCAAUUGUACUGCCUUUGCUGAGUGGUCUGAGAAGAUUGAGAUGACUGCUAUUGCCAAGCUAAUGCAAGCAAAUGUUAAUGCUGAAUGUACACUAAAGACUUCUUACAGACAUCUGGAGAAGUUAUCUGCAUCAUUAAAGCUGGAGCCAGGUGAGCUACAAUUAUUGGCUCAAUAUAAUAAUGACACAUGGAAGGCUGUAUGGAACUAUCAGUUUGUUCCAUUUUCAGUGACUUGCAUAAUUGAGACUCCUAUCACAAAUUAUGAAAUGAUAUCACUUACUAUUUCUAUAAAGACAGAUGAUGAAAAGAUUGGAGCUGAGUUUGCUCUGAUCUGGCCAGAAGAACAGAAGCUGGGUGUACAAAUAAAUGUUGAAAAGUGGCAAUUAGAACUAAAUUUCCAAAGUCCUUGGGAGCCUUUCACAGUAGGCCUUUUCACAGUAUCACUAAAGACUGAAAGUGAAGAACUGACCAUGUCUAGUGGCAUUCAAUUGGACAAACAUGAAGCAGAGGUAACUUUUGUUCUUCUUGAUUCAAAUGUCAAGCUUUUGGCCAGCUAUAGUGAAAACUCAGGAACAGUUGGCUUGGCUAAGCUUGAAUAUUCCCAAAGAGAUGAUGACAUGAGGAUUUCAUUACAAAUACAAACUCCAUUUGAAAAUCUAGAAUUAUUUGAGGCAUCACUACAGUAUGGGGACAACAAAAUGUCUCUUACAUUUGAAUUAGAUGAUGUUAAGAAUGUAAUUGAGGGUAUGUAUUCUACAGAUGGUGGAGAGUUUAUGGCUAAAAUUCCAGUCCUUAAUAACUUCAGCUGGUCAUUGACAUCAGAAAACAAAUGGCUGAAAGCAAAAAUUGAUAUUGCUUUUGAAAUUCCAGGCAAGUCUGAUCCAUUAGUUUUAGCCCUGCAAUAUGACAUUAAGCCUGAAGUCAGCACAUUCAAAUCUAUGUUCUCAGUUAUUCAUGAUAAAGAACUAGUAUCUCUUGAUAUGAAAUAUGAUCAAGGACUCUCCUUCAUGGCAGCCAUAAUAAACUACAGUCUAGAUAUACAAGUCUCUCUUUCUGGUAAAGAGAAUGGUGUAAAAAUCAAGUUGGAAGCCCCAGAACUAGGCUUAGAAUUGUUAGUUAUCAAGAUGAAUUUUGAAUUUGAUGAAAAUACCAACCACUUUGAAGUUGUCUUUCACAUCUUAGUGAAACAACUUAGUAAAGAGUCUCACAUGUACAAGAUACAAGGAACUUUAGAUUUAAGUGAAGAUGAGAUACUUGUGAAAGUAGAAUUUGAAGAUGAUAGUUUACCAGCUUAUGAAGUCAACAUAAAAAUACCAAAUCAUACCAUUGGAUUACAAAUUACAGUGACAGAAGAUGGAAAUGAGUUGCUUGUUAUGCAGUACAGUUCUGGGCUUCAGAAUGACCUAUUCCUGCCUCAGAAAUUAGUGAUUCAGGGCCCAGCAUGGGAAGCACAUGGGCAGUUGUUGCUCACUCUAUCAUCUUUCACUGCUUCCUUAACUCUCCCAAAGUUCUCACAGCAUUCCAUUACUGUGGCAUGGCCAGAAGAAUUUGACAUCAAAGAAUUCAAAAUCACUGCAGAAUUGAAAUCUCCAUUUGUACCACAAGAAGUUUUAAAAUUGACUUUCAUCAGUUCACUCUCUGAAAUUUUCAAUGGAAAGAUGGAUUUGAGUAUAGUAUUUGGAGAUAAAGAUAUACAUGUUAAUGGUGAAUACAGGUAUGAUGAGUCAUUGAAAACCUUCCAUGCAGAAGUUGAAAUGGUUUCUGAUUGGGGAAUUUACUAUUCCUUCCAAACAAAUGUUCAGUGGAGGAGAAAUAUCCACGUGACAGCAAGUUUGGAAACACUGGAUGAAGAACAUUCUUUUGUUUGUCACAUAGAUACAUCAAACUCUGCCAUAGAAUUGAUGGUCAAGUCUGCUCUGCUGCCUGUGAAAGAAAUAACCUUUACAGGAGAGAUAAGUAUUCCUUUAGAAUCCCCUUCUUUUAAUUUAAAGAGUAAACUUAAAGCAGAUAACAAAGAGAUUGAGUUACAAGUAAGGUUUGAAUAUGAUCAAUUGAACAACAUUGAUUCUCAAGUUCUACUGAGGAUGAACAAUCAAGACUUACUUGCAACGUCAUUGAAGAUGUAUGAAGAUGACAAGAGAACUGAUUUUGAUCUAGCAGUGGAUCUCCAAAUGGAACAUUUUGAUAGGGUUUUUUAUGCACGAUAUUAUAAUGCAAGUUGGGGAAGAUACUGGCGUUUGUACCUGGCACCUCAGCUAAUUUUUGAAGUUGAUCAAGAUCUUACUCUUUCUGUCAUCAACUCACAUGAACUGAAAAACAUGCAAAGUUUUACUUUUAGUGGACCAAACUUUAAACUCUUUGCAGAAAGUAAUGUGGCUGAUGGAUUAGGUCAAGUAACUAUAAGUUUGGGCCUUGAUGAAAUUGACUUCUUUAUAUCUGGAGAUAUUUUCAAGGAACAGCGGAUUGGUGUUAAGGUUAAAAGCACUUUUAUUAACUGUGAAGUGUUUUCAAUCUAUGCCAUAUGGUCUGGAACAGAGCAAGAGAUAGCAGCUGAAUAUUCUGGCAAUGGGGAGGUGAUUACAUUUGAUGGCAUCCUUCGGCCUGAUGUCUCAUUUGGAUAUAGUAUUGAUUUUAUUCUGAAAACUUCCUUUGAGGAUUAUAGAAAGUUUGCCUUGUUUACUCCCCGCCAUAAGAGUGGCAGCCAGACUAAAGCUGUGCUGGAAUAUCCAGGGAGGAAAGUUGGAGUGGAUAUUAAUUUGAAUUAUCAGGAGAUUUUUAAAAGUGACUUCAGUAUCAGUCUUUAUUUGCCAUAUGAAGAAUUUGAAAUUAUAUCUCUGAAAUACAUAAUGCAUCCAAUUACUUUGAAGAAACGUUCUCGUUAUUCUCACUCUGAAGUUGAGGCUAGAGUGGGUAAGAUUGGAAUAGGUUUGUCAUCAAUUAUUGAAUUUCUUGUCAGUGGAACACAUAUAGAGACAGUUACUUCUCUGAAUGAAUAUAAAGGAAAAUCCAUUCUUCUCAUGACUCAUGCUAAAAAUAAACGAAUGAUGGUUAGACACACUUUUGUACUUGAGCCAAGAGAAGUGGCAGAACGUCACUCAUUCCAUGGAGAGAUGUUUUAUGAGGCCAACGACAGAAUAUUCUUCAUGAUGAAAGAUAACAAGGAGGACUUAAUAAAGCUUCAUACUGCAUGGGGUGCAGAGAAGAUCCUUACAUUUGUUACGCCCAAACUUUUACCAGGUUACAUUCAUGUAAACCUCGAACAUGGAUCUUUGAGAGAUGAUUACCGCAUAGAGUUUGGCCUUCUGACUGCUGAUAAGGGAGCCUGGUCUGUGUUUGGACUCCAGCUUCAUAAGGAGACACUGCCUGGUGGUCACCACCUCUUCCUGUUGGGUCGUAGUGGUGAGUAUCUAGUCAAUGUUGCAGGAACAUUAUCUGCAGAUUUGUGUCAUUUUAAUAACAGCCUUGUGCUUGCUUUGAAUAAGAACAAGAUGGGUUACAAAGCAUUGUUGCUUAGUGAGCCAGGCUUCCUUAGUAACAAAUAUACCAGUGACAUUCAAGUGUUGCUGCACAACACAACGCUGUACCACCACACACAGGCAACAGCAACCAUUAAAAGUAUGGACCUAAUGUCCAACUUUACAUGGAACAAAAAGGAUGAGGCGAUACCCCCAAUAACAUUUAGCAUGAAUUAUGAUGACAAAUCCUUCUUUGGAAUUGGCAAGAAAUAUUUGAGUGCAGUAUUGAGCCAUCCAGACAUCAAGGACAUAACCUUACAUGCCAAUAUUAGCCGCACCCACAAUUCUUCAUUGCUUGGCUCAGCACAACUUGUGGACGGAAACUCUCCUGAGAUGAAGAUAGUGGCAUCAAUGAUGGUUGAGCCUGUGAUGGAUGAUGGCAAGCAGACUGUGAGCCUCAGUCUCUCCCAGCCAGUCUCUAACUUCACCAUACAUAUGGAUGCCCAACUCAGUCAGGACCCAUUUACUGAGGCUCUCUGCAAACUUAGGUACUACAGUCUUGGCUCACAAACCUGGCAUCAGGUCAACCUCUCAACAUCCCUAGAGUCUCAAGGCAGUGGCCAUGCCCUCACAGUGGCUAUGGAGGUUCCAGAGGAGAAAUGGGGCCACACAUGGAUGGGGGCAUUGGAUAGCAGGCCAGAGGAGGCCUCCCUCAGCUUGGAGGGAAGCUCUCUGGAGCAUGGAGAAAUUUGGAGGUUGAAAUCUGUUGUCAAGAGACACAUGCCAGAGCUGGUCAUGCACCUGAGUGUUGGUAAUGAGGAGGAGGUGUAUGAAGAAUCAAGGAUGAGGCUUGGCCUGCACAGUCCAGUGGAGGUUGGGGCAAUAGUGGACCAUCUCAGAUUUGGUGAAUGGCACCAAGAUGCAGCACUUGGCCUCAGACUCACAUCACCACAUGUCUUGCAGGCCUUCCUUGAUUUUAACCCUUCCUUGGACUAUGAAGAUUAUCAAGAUUGGCUUCGAUUGUUUUCACCCUCCAUGGAAAUGUUUGAAGUUUGGAAGAGGGAUGUAAUGAUAACAGCACAGAAUUUUAAGCAUUGGGUUGCAACAGAAGCUCCAACAGUAAUGGAUGCCCUAGUGAAUAAGGAGGCUGUUCUUGUUAUAUAUAAGAGAGAGUCAAGUAACUGGGAUUAUUUCAUGAAAGAUGUGCAAGAUACCUAUCAAGGGAUUGCUGAAGAUGCCAUAACAUUCUGGGAAAGUGUCCUGGUACCAGUAUUUACAGCACUGCAAGACUACAGUAUUGAAAUGUAUAUGGCUGUACUGGAUUACCUGUCUGAUUUGAAAGAAGUAAUGCUGCAUAAUCUUCAGAGGGCAGCACUUUGGCUACAGACAUUGUGGCACUCCUUCUUAAGCGAGUUGCUCAUUGUUGAAGCAUCAGUGAUGGAGAAACUGAUGGAGUGGGGGCUCAGUCUUGGCCAAGGUGUAUCCACCUUCUGGACCAACCUCAAUCAAUGGAUCACUUGGUUAAUUGAAGAUAUAAGUAGGGAGGUGACUAACUUGUUGGAACAGACCAGGCAAUUCUACAUCCUGGCAGGGGACACAGUGCAGGGUUAUUUCAGCCUCAUCUUGCAGGCCAUCCAGCCAUACUUUGAGGGCCUGCCUGAAGCCUUCCACAGUUAUGGUCAAGAAGUGUUGGCAGAAUUUUCAGGUCCUUGCUGGAUGGCAAUUACAGACAAGUGGAACAGCAUUGCUGCAAUGGCACAGAGCUUAGAUAGUAUGAGAGUAGUUACUGAGUUCCUACAAACAGAAAAAUACUACUCACAUUUGGUGGAGGCAAGGGACUGGUUGAAGAAUGCAGUUGUGAGUGGCUGGACUAAUAUGCAUGAAACCUUGAGUGGGGCUGUGGAGGAGAUGGUGGGUGUGUUUAAUUCUUCAGGCCCAGCACUCACAGAGUAUAUCAAGGAAGCAUGGAACACACUCUCUCAACUAUCUACCGGGGGAUUAUAUCCAGUAAUGAUGAACAUGACAUUAGGCCUCCAAGAAAAGGUGUCCCAAGUGGCUUCACAACUCUUUAGUCUUCUGAGAGAAAGCAUAGAGCCUAUGCAGUCAUACUUUAUCCAGUUCAGUGUAUUUAGACACAUUGAUGAUACCAUGACUGGAAUCUAUGAAUGGGUUAAGUCAGCAUGGGAGAGAUGGAGCUUGGGUGAGCGCAGAAAUGUGGGCUUCAUGGAGCAGCAGCUAUUCCUGCUAGGUGAUACUGUGAGAAACUAUCUAACUGAGACCAACUACCUCAUGGACCAGCUCUUUGUGUUUAAGCCGAGAGUUUUGGGUCAUAUCUUUUAUAAUCAAUAUCUUCCUGGCCACUGGACAAGUUUCAUGGAGCUUCCUUCUUGGACCUUCCCAACUCAUCUCUUCCAAUCGGAAUCAGCAGCUACGGAAGCUGAGCGACUGAUGGAAACAGCAUCGCCAAACCCAAGCCUUGUUCGGUCCAUUAUGCCACUCUACAGUGCAACUGCAAUUAUUGCAGGCCAACACAUCACCACAUUUGAUCUCCAUCACUACCAGUUCUUGGGAUCCUGCUCUUAUCUGCUGGCCAAGGAUUUUGAGGGUGGAGAUUUUGAAGUGUUUGGUUUGUAUGAGACAGAGGCUGGGGCAACAAGGCUCAAGUCUGUUGUUGUCCACAGCCAGAACACUGAUGUCACUCUGGGUGUGGAUGGCAGCGUGACCUCCAUGGGAAGCAACGGCUGGGUGCACAAAACUACAGACUACAUCAGCCUCAGCCUGCCCAACCUGUUUGUGAGUUGCAGCAGAGCACUGCAUGGCUGUGCCCUUACUGUCUCUAACAAAUACUUUGGUACUAACAGGCUUGGUGGCUUGUUAGGUAACUUCAAUGGUGAUGGAUCUGAUGAUUUCCAUGGUACAAAUUGUCGAGUGCCUGAUAAUGCAGCCCUUCUAGCUACCAUGUGGGCAGUCUCUACCACACCCUGCUACCAGGCCAAUCAAGCAAAUAUUGUAGAGGAUUACAAUGACGUCGAAGAGAAAAGUGUGAGGGAGUGUUCACAGCUCUUCUUGUAUGACACCAGUCCUCUCAGGGAUUGCUUCCAUGUCAUAGAUCCUCACCCGUACUUCACACACUGCAUCCAAGGCCACACACACCCUGCCUUCAGUGAACAUGAUUUGAACUCUCCUUGUAUUGCUGUGGCUUCCUAUAGCACGCAGUGUCAGGCCAGACUUAUCAUGUUACCUGAUCUGGACAAGUGCAAAAAUGAAAGCCAUAGUGGUUGUGUGGUGGAGAAUAAAAAAGUGCCAUAUGGGUGGAGCCAGGUAUAUGAGGAAACGUCCCAAGGCUCAGCUGAUGUAGCUUUUAUUGUGGAACUGACUGACUGUAAUGCUGACAGAGAUGUGACCUCUCUAUUUUAUUAUGUUGCCGAACAGCUAGUAAGAGGCAAUAUAAAUGAUGUCCGCUAUUCAGUGGUUGCAGUGGGUAGAGAAGAGAUUAUUACCAAGUCUUUCCUGACAAAGGAGAACACCACAGAUUUCCUCAAUACUCUGUCCCUCAAUGAAACUAAGCCAUUGGAAAACAUAGAAAAUGUAAUAGCAUCUACAGCAGCAAAGAUAGAGUGGCGACCUGGAGUGGCUCGCUCAAUAGUACACUUUAGCUGCCAGAUAUGCAAGGAAGGUGAUGAUGCAACCAAGAUCCUGCAUCAGAAUGAUGUAACAUACCACCUCAUCUCUGAUCUGAUGGUGGAGAUGGCUGGCACCCGCAAAGAAGCUCAGGCUAGAACACGCAAGCUGUUUGGUUUUGAUGAAAAUCUUGUUUAUGGCCCAGGAGAUUUCAAGAAAUAUAAAGGAAGUGAAAAAUUGCGUUUGGCUUUGAGAAGCCCCAAAGAUGGAUGUGUGGCCACAGCACUGUCCACAGGAGGCUCAGUGUUUGAUGCUAACAAGUGGAUGCCAAAGAGGGCUAUACAAACCAAGAAAUUUUUGAGUGUACUUGCAAAGCGUGUAGCAGUAUCCAGCUCACCUCCCAAGUGUCAGGAGUGCCACUGCUUCAAGGGGGACUCAAGGGCAGUACCAACCUGCUUAAAGUGUUUUGGCAAUUCAGUGUUUCUCAUCACACAAGUGGACAAUAGUACUUCAACUGGAGCAAAGGACAACAACAAUCUAGACACUGAUAUCAAAAGGAGUUUUCAAGAAAAUUUUUGAAAAGUAACAGUAACAAUACAAUGCUGAGGAUAUUGUGAUGUCAGUUCCUUUAAUUUAAUUAUUAAGCUUAAUUUUAUGAAGUCCUUGUUUAAUAUUUCAUGAUUUAUGUACAUAAGCAUUUAACUUCAUCUUGCAAUCAUGGAGGUCUGUGAGUCUAAAACCAGAUGAUAUUCAUCAUCAGAUUUAGUACCAAAUGGGAGCUGUAUAAAAGUUUUGAAAUGAAGUCAGUCUUAAUGUUAACUGAGGACUUAGUGUAAUUUAAUUAAUGUGUUGUGUUGUUGUUGUCUAGCAUAAGGUAGAUGUUUCUCAUUCUCAAUCCAUAACACAUUAGUAGUACUGUAGUGUGUAAAAGGAUAAAGGAAAUCACCUAACUGCUAAGUGUGUGAUGUGGCAACACUCAUAAGGAAUAGGGCAGCUUAACAUUUUUUGCAGGCAAGUUUACAGAAAAGCUGUAUUUUGGCUUGAGAUUACAAGCCAUCUCUGUUUCUAUACUGUACUUCCAUAUAUUUCCAUCCAAAACAUUAAGAAAACCAAAAGUAUCAUAUUGAUCUAUUUGCUUGAAGGCAUUGUAUAUUCUUUGAUAUUGGCAUUGAAGUCAGUAGGUGUGAAGCUCUUUCUUAACUGUGUGUGUGUGUGUGUGUGUGUGUGUGUGUGUGUGUGUGUGUGUGUGUGUGUGUGUGUGUGUGUGUGUGUGUGUGUGGUGACGUGAAAACCUUUCAUAUUGUGACAACAACAUUUGGAAGCAAACCGAAAUAUGUUUGACUUACCAUCAGUGCUCCAAUGAUGUAGAUUAGUUUUAUAUCCCUAUCAAAGUGCUCUAACCUAGUGUGGUGUGGUAUUUAACUCUGGCUUUACUGUACCGCCAUUAUUCAGUUUGAUAAACUAUAUACUCUAGGUUGAAGAACCAGCAUGCUUGAUGUAAGUCGUGCUCUGUAAACUCAUACUCUGGUACAGUUCAAGUCUAUGGUGUGCCAAUAAGCAUCCCUGUAUGCAGAAUGGCUGGUGUGUGGAGAGUGUAAGCCUUGGUAGGUGAUGAAUUAACAAUGAUUUCAAUGAUAUCACAAGGCUGUACAAAAUGUGUUUUCAAGGCUCAUUACCCAAUCACAAGGUAUCUAUGUUUUCAACUAGGUUUCUAAACUUUUAUCUUUGAAUUCUUAAGAGAUAACACUUUCAUCCUUUUCCACUUUGCAACUAGGCUGUCUGACCACAGAACUGUUUAUAGCUUUGCUGUUAUUGUUUUCCUUCAGAUGUCAGUUUGCUACACAUUGUCUAUUUGUAUGGCUUUGGCAUGUUUUUUGUAUAAUUGCCUCUCUCUUGAGGAUAUGACCAUUUAUGACAGCACUAAGAAACUAACUUGCAUAAUGUAAAUUACCAUCUAUUAUAUCCAUUUUCUUCUGAAAUAAUUAUCCUGAAACAUAAAAUUAUAGUUUUUUUUCCAGAUAUUUUUUGUACCUUUGGUCAGUACCCCUUAUAUACAUGCAAGCGCAUACACACACACACACACACACGUAUCACAACUCUUGGGAUACACCGUCUCUUUAAAGUGAGAAGAAUCCCAGAAUAGGCUGCAGGCACAGUCUCUCAUUUAGGAUGAUGGAAAUCCUUUAUGGAUCCAGACUGGAACUUUUCAAACAUUUUGAUUUUCUAUCACUCUCUUACUUCUUGUCUGUUCACUUAUAUUUUGUGUGUGUGUGUGUGUGCAUGCGCACGCAUACACAAAAUAAUGUUAAGGCUAAAAUUAGUGACUUGUGAUGUAAAAAUGAAAUUUAUUACUUCAUGAUUAUAAAUGAAUUAAAAUUAAUAUCACAAAAUAUAUAUUAAUGAUACAAAUAUAAGUAUGGAUAUACGAGAGAAUUAAUUUGUAAUAAUUCUUAGGCUAAAAAAAAAAUGUCAGUAAAAAUAGUAACCACGUCUACUGGUCCCAAUCCAAUGCGCAUUUCUAAUAAUCACUUCACAACAAUAAGAGGUUAUCUGUUUCUCAUUUUGUUAUAUUACAUAUAAGUUGCAAUGAAUUAAUACAGAUAUAAGAACAGUAAUAACAGCAAUAAACAUCCCUCAACAUGAUAAUACCUUUUCUGGUAUGUAUGGCAUUUCACUGCAUUGUUACAAACCCACAGAGGCUGCAGCACACUACAGAACACAGGUGUAGUGAGGUAGUCCAUACUUCUAAGUUGCUCAGUUAGUAAUCCCUUCACCAGCUUGAUUUUCCCUUAAAUUAUCAUUUACUUAAUAUAUUACUGAAUCUGUACUUAAUGAUCUGCCUAAUAUGCAAGUAACAAAGAUCAGUGAAGCAGCGUGUGGUAGAGAUUGAUUGUGAAGUUAAUAGGAGGCAAUUAAACUUGAAAAUAUAUAAUAUAAAAGCAGGACUACUGAAUCAAUACAUUCCUGCCUGUCAGGCUCCCAGACUACUUUCACUACAAAGAGAAUGCAUUAUUUUGUGAAAGAAUAUCUGAGCUUGAGAUCUUGUAUUGGAUAUGAAUUUUAAAUUGCUGUUAGUAUUUCCAAAUCUUCAUAUUCUUUAAUAUGGAUGAAUGCCACUUAGUAGUAUGUUCAUGGAUCAUAGAGCAUUUAAUUUUCAUUUAGUCAGUUUAAAUGUGACAAUUAUUUUCUAAUAAAGUUUCUCUUAUCAUCAUAGAGUACAUCUUUUUAUUAACUUUUGUGUUUCUAAUUAUUAUUAAAACCCUUGUUAUAACUUAAUAUACAAAAUAUGAUUAUUAUAAAAGCUUUCAUUAUGUUCAGCUUUCAAUCCUCUCACACCACAGGCAUUUUUCAAGUACCAUCUCAUUUCAGUCUUUAUAACAUAAUGAAUGGUCUGAAUUGGAAUAAGAUCCACCUCAAAGAUUAACUAUUAUUCAUGACAUCUGACUGAAUGGAACUGUAACAUUCCUUCUUAUCCACAACCAUUGCAGGCACACUAAUCUGUGCUGCCACGCUACCUGUGCAGACUUGAAACAUUAUUACAAAAGAGCCUAUCAUUUAUGUAUAUAAUUAUGGGAUACAUAGAGGCAUAAAUUUAAGCCAUGUAAUUAUAAUAUGGCUAAUAAAAUGAGAGAAGGAUCAGGAAUAAUAAAACUGACAGUAGAAUUCAUACUGAUACUGAGAUCGUGUUCCUUUGUGUAUGUUGUGUGGCUGAACCACAGUAUUCUAGCAGUAUUCUUUUAUGAUGCUAACUGAAUUAAUGUACUUUCCACAUGGUGAAAAGGAUCUAAAAUACUAUAAUUAUUUACUAGUUAAAUCUGGCAGAGUAAGAGAACUAAGAUAGUAAGUGCAGGAAGAUGACCUCCAGUAAAUUGUCAGAGCUGGAGGACAGUUAGUUAUAAAUGGAGAUGUAUGUCAUGGCCACCUCCUCUUGGAGUCUUAGGAACAAAUAUCAGUUAAGAAUAGAGAGAUUGAUAAAAUAGUUAAUUUGACAUGCAGUUAACAUACAAUGCAGCAUGGAAAAUAAAUUUAAACUUUCUCAUUUUGUGACACAAUGUUGUGACUUAUAAACUUAACAACAAAUGUGAGAGAGAGAGAGAGAGAGAGAGAGAGAGAGAGAGAGAGAGAGAGAGAGAGAGAGAGAGAGAGAGA
Molecule: messenger RNA, 17562 nt
Organism: Portunus trituberculatus (swimming crab)
Lineage: Eukaryota; Metazoa; Arthropoda; Malacostraca; Decapoda; Portunidae
Exons: 22
Coding region: 97-13992 (4631 amino acids)
Source: RefSeq, a predicted model, not a curated record